Molecule: messenger RNA, 651 nt
Organism: Acanthosepion pharaonis
Lineage: Eukaryota; Metazoa; Mollusca; Cephalopoda; Sepiida; Sepiidae
Source: the annotation of a GenBank genome assembly
AUGCGCACGCGAUUCGAGGGGCGCUGCCGCUACCGCCGGCCACGAUCGCGAGACGGAUGCCGCAGACCAGCCUCCGUCUCCCUCCGACGUCGACGUGGUCAUGUGUACGGUCCUGGCCGCCGUCAAUGUCCCCGACAAAAUUGUGGUGGUUGCCGGAGUGCCAGUCUGCUGUGGACUGCUACCGUAUCGGUCGCGCGCGCAACAACUCGGCCUCCUUGUUUUUCCUCGCACACUUUUUUAACCUGUCACGAAAAAACUUAUAACAAAAACAAAACCCUGGACGGGGGAUCACUCGGCUCGUCCGUCGAUGAAGAGCGCGGCCAGCCGCGAAAACUGAUGCGAAUUGCAGGACUCAGUGAACAUCGACACCUCGAACGCACAUUGCGGCCUCGGGAUCCCUUGUCUCGGGGCCCCGUCCGGUCGAGAGCCGGAAAAUGGCAUGUCUUCUCACUUGAUAGUCGAGAGGCAUCUCACCGUCCAACGCGUCGUUCUUUCUUCAUGAAAGAAUUGCCCGUUUCUUACGCGAAGGAAACCGGGACGUCGCAGGAGGAGCCUGCUUCACUUCUCCCCCUUCGUCUCCCGCUUGAAGACCGCGGGGUCGCUUCCCUUACGACCGCGAGCAGUCGUAGAUUGCAAGACGUUGAGGAAUAA